Nicrophorus vespilloides is the source of this 1300-nucleotide messenger RNA. RefSeq lists its product as uncharacterized. The record is from RefSeq and is a predicted model, not a curated record. Lineage: Eukaryota; Metazoa; Arthropoda; Insecta; Coleoptera; Silphidae. The transcript is spliced from 3 exons. Bases 22 to 1263 code for a protein of 413 amino acids.
GUACAAGUAAUAGGAUUUGAGAUGAAAACGAUAUUAGCGCUCUUCGCACUUGCUCUGUGCGUGUGGUUGAACACCGCUGAAAUUUCAAUAUGUACAAAGAAUUCGACGGCCAGAAGAUGUGUGAAAAAUAUACAUACCUGUCAUCACGGAGUCGUUAAAACCAAGUGCUGCAAUUUGGGGUGUGAAUGCAAUAAAGGAUUUGUGUUCGAUGAGCAGAGGAAUGAUUGUGUCAAGAGGAAGGAUUGCACCAAGAGAAGAAGAUUGUCCAAUUUUAUUUCGAAGGAUUGUUGGUGCGAUGAGGAGAAUAACGAGGAGAUAUCGCAUUGUUCCACUUGUCUAACAACGUGUCAAUCAAAGGGAAUAUCAGGCUUGGGUGAUUUCUUGCAUCGUAAAAAGGGUUGUGCUUGUAAAAAGGAUUACAUUUUGGAUGAGAGGGACAAUAGGUGCGUGAAGAGUUGCGGUCAGGAGAAACCGUCAUUUUUGGAUGACGGACAGCAGAAAUGGAACGGAAAACAGGAUAAUAAAGAAGAGAACGGUGAUGAUGGUGAUAAUGUUAAAGGCCUAAAUGGAAAUAGUGGUUUAGGUGGUACAAUUGGAAACAAUCAAGGUGUUCAGUACGAAGAACAUAAGUAUAUUACUAUAAAAGGAGACAUUGUAAUUGGGAGACUCGAUGGUGAUUCAGAUAGGGGAGCGGAUCGAACAAGAGGAUAUGGUAAUGCUGAAGGUGGAGGUAACGGAACAAUAGCAGAGCAGUCAAACUAUAACUUGAGUAGAUAUGAUCAGUUCGUAGUAAGUGAAGAUAUUAAAAUAGAAGAAACUGUAACUGGGAGAUCCGAUGAUGGUUUGGACGUGGGAACGGAUCUAAUUGAAGUAUAUGGUAAUGCGGAAGAUGGAUAUGACGGAACAAUAGCAGAGCAGUCAAACUAUAACUUGAGUAGAUAUGAUCAGUCCGAAGUAAGUGAAGAUAUUAAAAUAGAAGAAACUGUAACUGGAAGAUCCGAUGAUGGUUUGGACGUGGGAACGGAUCUAAUUGAAGUAUAUGGAGAAGGUGGAGGUAACGGAAAAUUAACAGACCAGUUAAACUAUAUCUUGAAUGGAUAUGAUCAGUCCGAAGUAAGUGAAGAUAGUAAAAUAGAAGAAACUGUAACUGGGAGAUCCGAUGAUGGUUUGGACAUGGGAACGGAUCUAAUUGAACCCAUUACCAUAUAUGCGGAAGGUGAUGAUGGUUUUUUAGUGGUGGAUUUGGAAUACAUCAAUAUAUAAUAAUGAAGACAAUAAAAAUUAAGAAAAAAUUAAAGAA